AUGAAUAUCACUCCCUCAACUUGCGAAGAAAAACAAAUCAAAUCAAUAAAAACCACCCCUUUGUUAAAUUACCAAAAUAAAUUAUAUGUCGUUCAGUCAAUAGUUUAUCUAGAAGAUAACUCCAAUGCUUACAAAUUGAUCGAGGAACCACUAAAUUCAAACUCACUAUUACCGCCCCUUUCAUUCGUUGAUAACUUGUUAUUUAAAAAAGGUAUUGCAAUUAUAGAUUCCAUUCAAUCAGGCAAAGGUGCCAAUUUAAGGGGUGCUUUUUAUGAAAACGUUAUAUUUCCCAUUUUAACAUUGUUAAAUAAUGGGAAAAAUACAGAAAACUUAAUUAAAUACAAAUAUUUUAAAACCACAUCUUCUGACAGUAUGAAAUACUUUGCUCGAAGGAUAAUUUCCUCUAAAAAACAUGAAGGAGAUCUAUCCUCUCCCGAAAAAACAGUUUUAAUAUUAUCUGGUGAUACAAGUAUUUCUGAAUUUUUAAAUAAUCUUCCACCAGAUCAAACACCGCUCAAACAGUUGAACAUUCUACCAAUACCCUUAGGAACAGCAAAUGCUUGGUGCAACUGUAUUUUAAAAACAAACAACCCGACAACUGUCUUCCAAAAUUUUUUAUACAAUGAGUACCGCCCAAGUACCGACCAAAUUCCACUUUAUAAAGUGAUAUUCCCCGGGGGAGACUAUAUUUUCAUGUUCAUCAUAUUUUCUAUGGGAUUUCAUGCCAAUUUGCUAUCAUUAACCACAAAUGACGAAAAAUAUAAACAUCUAGGUAUCGAAAGAUUUAAAUUGGCAAGCAAAGAUAUUUUAGAUCAUUAUGAUUUGAAUAUUUCAAUUAAAAUAGGUGGUGCAGAUAAAUUUUGUAACUAUAGUUAUUUUGCUCUUUUAAAUUUACCCAAAUUGGAGGAAAAUUAUACUCCCUCGCCCAUUUCAAAUCCAUUAAUAUCAAGUUUGCAAUUGUUGGGCUAUAAAAGUUCUUUAUUGAAAAAGGGAAAUGGAUUGAUAGAUGCAAUAUUGAACGGAUACAACACUAAUCCUAAUGAAAUAAAAAACUUUCUUUCGAAUACAGAGGGUGUCGUAACAAAAUCUUUCAACAAGGAUUUUGAUAUCGAAGUGGAUCUACCAGAUAACGAUAAACAUACUAAAUUUGAAGCAUGUGUAGAUGGUUACUUAUUCAAUUACAAAAAUUUCCAGUCAAAGGAAAAAAAGGACGACACAAAAUAUGUUAUUGCUUUUAAAUUUAACGAAAAUCCAUGGAAAUCUAAAUACAAAGUGUGUGUAUAUUGUACUUCUAUUUUUUAA
Molecule: messenger RNA, 1302 nt
Organism: Saccharomycodes ludwigii
Lineage: Eukaryota; Fungi; Ascomycota; Saccharomycetes; Saccharomycodales; Saccharomycodaceae
Exons: 1
Coding region: 1-1302 (433 amino acids)
Source: RefSeq, a predicted model, not a curated record